GCUCCCCUAUUCGGGAAAUUUGCGGAAAUGAUCAGAACCGGCUUGAACACUAUAUAUAGAGGAGUUGUAUCAAGUUGUUUUAGUAAGCAAAGUAGCACCAAUUUCUACAAACAAUGAAUCUUAGGCUGGUCUCCAUUUUGAAAAUGACUAUAGCAGUGGCACUAUUUGCUCUGCAGUGUACAUCACAUCCGGUGUCGAGGUGUCACGGGUGUCGAAUAUUUGAUCCCCCCAUCCGGCCACUUGAUUAUGCAGACUAUGACGAUUCAGAAAGACAGGACACUAGCUCUAUCUGCCCCUGGACAACAGUAAUGAUCGAAGACGUGGAACGCGUCCCUCGACAACUACCAUCCACCACGUGUACCAAGUCCUCCGUUGUGUUUGAAUUGAACGGGAGUCCGGUGGAGUACGCAUGCGAGUUGGUGGAGGUGAUGGUUUCCGUACUAAAGUAUUACCCGUCCUCGGGAUACUGGGGGAGAAGUGAGGACCCGGUCUCUGUGGCCUGUACGGCUGUUCGGAAACAGAGCUAGCAGUACGGAUGUCUAGGAUGCUAUUUUAUUCUAAUUGACUUUUAUAAUGGUUGUGAACCUUGAAGUGUGUGCUUAAAAUACGUUGUAUUGUUUUAAGUGCAAAACAAUUCUGAUCCUUCUGAGGAAAUUAUCUGUCUCUAGUUGUCUACAAUUGAUAUACGGUAUCAAAAUUAUUUAUUUUAUUUACCUGUGUGGAUAUGACCCCCGCGGCCACUGGCACUGAAUAGACAUUUUAUCCAAUUUUUUCCACAUACCUUUAUACCUAGGAGUUGUAUGAUUUGUUGAAUUUGUUUUUAUUUUUAUUUAUGAAUGAGUUUUUUCUUUCAUUUUACCUGUAAUGGCAUUGAAAGAUGGUAUCACUUUAGUUUUGCUUCAAGGGUUGUAUUGUUGCUGAUCACCAUUUUGUCGUCUUUAUCACACAGCGUAUAAAACUAAGGUAUUUUAUUUGGAGAGUAUGUCCUGCUUAUGCAGAUUUUCAUAUACUUUGUUGAAGAAUGACUGUGCAUAUUUUGUACGUAUUAGUUUUAUUUCGAUCUUCUACAUGCAGCUGUUGAUUAUCCUGUGUUUUGUUUUUACUUCUACAUGAAACAGUCGCAAAAUGUUUCCUUGACAUACAUAUGCAUAUUUGGCAAAAUGUCUAGAUUUUAUAUAUUUAGUCAAUGAUUUUUUUUAAUGUGUUAUCAGCAUUUGAUAAUUACGUGCUUGUGUUUUUUGGAUUUUUAACACAUGAUGAUCAAUUAUUUAGUAUCGUUUUAAAUACUUCAUUUAUAGUUCAUUUAUUUAAGUUCAUGAAAUCGCUCCCUGUAUUUAUGUUGUGACCAAUAAAAAUGAAAAAUUAUCGAA
Molecule: messenger RNA, 1370 nt
Organism: Ostrea edulis (European flat oyster)
Lineage: Eukaryota; Metazoa; Mollusca; Bivalvia; Ostreida; Ostreidae
Exons: 1
Coding region: 114-527 (137 amino acids)
Cellular component (GO): extracellular region
Molecular function (GO): cytokine activity
Source: RefSeq, a predicted model, not a curated record